Messenger RNA from Sorex fumeus (smoky shrew), 5749 nucleotides. RefSeq names its product neuropilin and tolloid like 2 (gene NETO2). The coding region runs from base 94 to 1674 and encodes 526 amino acids. Gene Ontology annotation, molecular function: protein binding. The record is from RefSeq and is a predicted model, not a curated record. NCBI's taxonomy places the organism in Eukaryota, Metazoa, Chordata, Mammalia, Eulipotyphla, Soricidae. The transcript has 9 exons.
GCCGCCGCCGCCACCGCCGCCGCCGCCGCCUCCUCCGAGCCGCCUCCGAGCCGCGCGCCGGGGCCCCCGCCGAGCGCCGGGCCUCCCGGGAACAUGGCCCUGGAGCAGCUGUGCUCGGUCCUCAAAGUGUUGUUAAUAACAAUACUUGUAGUGGAAGGGAUUGCUGUGGCCCAAAAGACUCAAGAUGGACAAAUUAUUGGAAUAAAACACAGUCCUCCUACUGAUUGUGGUGGCAUUUGGGUUCGAACCAGCAACGGAGGUCAUUUUGCUUCACCGAAUUAUCCUGAUUCAUAUCCACCGAACAAGGAGUGUAUUUACACUUUGGAAGCUGCUCCACGUCAAAGAAUAGAGUUGACUUUUGAUGAACAUUAUUAUAUAGAACCAUCAUUUGAAUGUCGAUUUGAUCACUUAGAAGUUCGAGAUGGACCAUUUGGUUUCUCUCCACUUAUAGAUCGCUACUGUGGUGUGAAAAGCCCUCCAUUAAUUAGAUCAACAGGGAGAUUCAUGUGGAUUAAAUUUAGUUCUGAUGAAGAACUUGAAGGACUGGGUUUUCGAGCAAAAUAUUCAUUUAUUCCAGAUCCAGACUUUACUUACCUAGGAGGUAUUUUAAAUCCCAUCCCAGAUUGCCAGUUUGAACUCUCAGGAGCUGAUGGAAUAGUGCGUUCUAGUCAGGUGGAACAAGAAGAAAAGACAAAACCAGGUCAAGCCGUUGAUUGCAUAUGGACAAUUAAAGCUACUCCAAAAGCUAAGAUAUAUCUAAGGUUCCUAGAUUACCAAAUGGAGCACUCAAAUGAAUGCAAGAGAAACUUUGUUGCUGUGUAUGAUGGAAGCAGUUCUAUUGAAAAUUUGAAAGCCAAGUUUUGCAGCACUGUAGCCAAUGAUGUAAUGCUUACAACAGGAGUUGGAGUGAUCAGGAUGUGGGCAGAUGAAGGCAGUCGGCUUAGCAGGUUUAGAAUGCUCUUUACGUCCUUUGUGGAGCCUCCCUGCACAGGCAGCACUUUCUUUUGCCAUAGCAACAUGUGCAUCAAUAAUUCUCUGGUCUGCAACGGUAUCCAAAACUGUGCAUAUCCCUGGGAUGAAAAUCAUUGUAAAGAAAAGAAAAGAGCAGGUCUAUUUGAACAAAUCACUAAAACUCAUGGAACAAUUAUUGGCAUUACAUCAGGGAUUGUCUUGGUCCUUCUCAUUAUUUCUAUUUUAGUACAAGUGAAGCAGCCUCGAAAAAAGGUCAUGGCUUGCAAAACUGCCUUUAAUAAAACUGGAUUUCAAGAAGUAUUUGAUCCUCCUCAUUAUGAACUGUUUUCGCUAAGGGACAAAGAGAUCUCUGCAGACCUGGCCGACUUGUCAGAAGAACUGGACAAUUACCAGAAGAUGAGGCGCUCCUCUACUGCCUCCCGGUGCAUUCAUGACCAUCACUGUGGAUCACAAGCAUCCAAUGUCAAACAAAGCAGAACCAAUCUCAGUUCCAUGGAACUUCCUUUCCGAAAUGACUUUGCACAACCACAGCCAAUGAAAACAUUUAAUAGCACCUUCAAAAAAAGUAGCUAUACUUUCAAACAGGCACAUGAGUGCCCCGAACAGGCCCUAGAAGACAGAGUUAUGGAAGAGAUUCCUUGUGAAAUAUAUGUCAGGGGGAGAGAAGAUUCUGCACAAGCAUCCAUAUCCAUUGAUUUUUAAUCUCCUACUAAAGGGGACAUUAAUUAUUAAAGUAUGUAUGUAUGCAGCCUACAGAGUGUCCAUACUGUUUUCAGCAGCCACGCACCCUUUUCUCCUGUCAAAACUAGGAAGACCUUCAUUUACCAUUACCUAUCGUAAUUGAUGAAGUUUUUAUUAUCUCAGGCAGUGAUAAUCGUUACGAACAAGGAACUUCUUUCAGUAGAAAAAAAAAUCAUCUGUUGCUUGGUGUCACAAAACACCAAGUUAAAUAGCAGUUGAAGAGGGGAGUUGUGUUGUUGAGCCAGGGUCAGGCUGCCUGGUAGUUUUAGCAACAAAAAAAACCGCUCUUGAUUGAUAAUAGCUCUUUCACUAUUUUGAUCCAUAAUAAGCUUAAAAGUUUUUUUCUUUGCAUUCCUUUUGUUCUCCUUUUCUCUAAAAUUGUGUAAUAAGUCGGUAAUUUUACCAUCUCAGUUUCUUACAUAAAGGUAAUAGUUAAGGUACCACACAUAUUUUAGCAUAGGCAUUUGUUCUAGAAUUUUUCAAACUAUAACUAGUUACUGUGGUAAGUGCUAAUUAAGACAGUUAUGUUUCUUCCAUAUGUUUCUUCUUGACUAAUUUUUAUACUGCUGCCUUUUAAUGAUUGGAUCCUUAGUUUUUCCUUUUCUGUGAGAAGUAUAUAUGAUUUCUCACCUUUAGGUCAUAUUUAGAUGUUAUGCUAUAAAAAUUUCAUAAUCCUGGGAAGUGUGCACCAUUGCCACAUAGAAUUAAAAACCUGAAAAAGAUGAAAAUGUUCAGAAAUUCCUUAAAAGUUCCCAAAUUUGUUCACAUUUUGUGAUGGGCCAUUCAUUUCUGAAAAGAACAAUUCAUUUUAGAGGGAAGCCUGUAAUUAUAUUUAUUUCAAUUGCUUUUCAUCACCAAAUCUAUUUUCUAUUCAUUUUGUUUUAAAAUUAUUUAGCUCCAUUUGUAUUGGUUUACUUUGUGGCAUAAAAUAAUCAUGGUUUUAUGAAAGUUUAAGGAAAAUUUCUAAAAAUACUGUAGAAGUCUUUUAGAUUGCUUCUUACUUGGGUCAGUACAUUUUUGUAGUUCUUACCAAGAAUAACAAUUUCCAGUUUUUUUUAAACUGCACUUUGACCUUAUUUUUUUUAUGGUAUAUAAAAUAAUAGUUUAUAAACAUGAUAUAAAAAACUCAUUGUGUUUUUUUAGACUUUUGAUAUUAUUUGAUACUGUAUAAACUUUAUUAAUCAAUAUUAAAGACCUACAUGACAUUUCUUUUUAUGUUCAUAUUAGCAGCAUUGUAUUCAAGUAUGCUGUGAUGGAACACUCUAAUUUAUUGUAAAGACUGUGGUGAUGUGUACAGAAUCUUUUUAUUUCCUUUCAUUACUGCAUUUAAAAUUUAUGAUAUAUUUUCACCAUGUGAUAUUUAUUGUCCUAAAUCACUACAAAAAUCAUAUUAAAUAUGCAUUACUACAUGAUCCUUCAAUCAUGUUAUUUAUAGCACUGAGAUUUUGAGUAUUAAGAUGGAUAUGGAAAAGAAUAUAACAUAUUUCAACUAAUACAGACUUAACAUCAAAAGAGAUUCCUCAAAAAUAAAAAAUUAAUUCUUAUUUUCCAUAUUUUUGGAAGUUCUCAAUGAAAUGAGAAAUUAAAGCUUCACUAGGUUUCACUCAUUAUUUUCAUGAUUACAUAUGUACAUUUUUCUCAAAAUAGCGAAAAUUGUGACCACAUGUAUGAGACACAUAUAUAAUACUCCCUCAAAAUAUGUUUUCUUUAUCACAUUUUAGUAGUACAUAGUACCCAUUUAAUAAAAAGAUCUACAAAUAAUGUGUUCAUAAUUUAAGUUUAAGUCAGCAUUAAUUUCCUGCUUUAAAAAUUUAACUUGGAAGGUAAGACUUAAUGAAUGUAAUAUUUAAUGAACUAAUAAACCAGGGCCAGAUUAGAUAACUAAAUUCUUUCAAUACUAUGUUGAACAGGUAUUUUUAGUAAUUUAUGUCAACCAGCAGUUGAACAACAUUGUAAAUGCUUCAUAUAAUUAAUAAUUGAUCUCAUUUCAUGAUAAAGGAGAAUUAGUUUAAUUUCUAUGUAAAAUAUCUAUUAUAAAAAGGUGUUAUCAAUCCAAUUUUAACAUCUCGAUUAUUGUAGAAACUGAUAAAAUAUACUUAACUGCAUUAUCUACGGACACUUUUAACUAUUUUUAUUUUGGAAUUUAUACCCACUUUUCUUUUAAAAGGUCAUGAAGGGGCUGAAAAAUACACAGCCUUUAAAGAAGACAUUUAACAUUAAAACAGCACAAAAAUUCAUGGUUGUUGACACCUCAACAAGUAAAACUUAGACAACAAAAAUUGGGUCCUAACUUGUGGCUGCUAAAACAAGUGGUCCUUAUUUUUCAUAUUAGAAAAGCCAAAUUUAUCUGCAGAAGCUAGUUUUGAAUCCUCAGAAUUUUUGAAUUAUACAAAAAUAUAUCAUAAUCACAAAUUUUAAUCCAGUGAAGUAUCAUUUUAUUUGGGGUUUUUGUUUGUGGUGUUUGUUUGUUUGUUUGUUUUGGAGGACUCACCCUGUAUGCUGGGAGCUACUCCCAGCUCUAUGGUUAAGAAUGACUCCCAGCAAUGCUUGGGUGACUAUACAGUGCAAUGGAUUGAAUCAGGCCUCCAGCAUAUAAAGCAUAUUCUUAGCCAGUUGAGCUCUCCAGCCCUUGAAGGCUUCUUAUGAUGUAAUUCAAGAGAUUUGUUCUUUCUGAUCACUUUACUGCAGGGAUAGAACUAAAGAUGAUCCAUAGUUAAAACAUUAAGACUGCCAUAUGUUACAUGCCUUCAUGGAUAUGAAACCUCAUAUUUCUGUUGAAACAUUUAGCAGUAUAGUACAAAAAAGGGAAAUAAAUGAAAUUAAUAAAUUGUAGGCAUUACUACCAGCACAGUUGUUAUAUAGUCUUUCAUCUUUAUGAUCAGUAAGAUAACUUUGCAAAUUGUUUACUAAGAUGAAAGCCAUAAAUUUUAGUGACAAAGGUGAAAUUUAGCCAUCACUGAGAUUAUAGUGUUCAGUAUUAAACCUAUAACAGAAAAUACACAUUGGAAAUUGGGUGUCCCCAAUUCAGACAUAGCACUAAGUUCACUUCUUUUAUAUCUUCCACCUGGAAUGCAGUUGAUCCUGAAUUUAGUACAAGGUAUCAAAUACCCAUAGAUUGUAGGAAAAUAUUAAUCCAAACAUCUAAAGUAUAUAGUAAGAAAGUGUGCUGCACCUUUUGUGAGAGGAUUUGCUCAACCUAAAGGUUUUAACACAAAGCAAAGAAUCUUCCAUGUUUCACAUCAUAUGAGUUUUAAAGGUUCCUUUAAAUUUGUCUUGUUAAAACUCUACUGUCAAGGUUUUGUCACUUUACUAAUUACUAGGUGUUAAAGGAACAUAAAUACUCUGCUUCCAAACAUUCUUACAGUUCUGCUAUUGUCUCAUUAGAGGAUGCUUCCUUUCUUAAGUGUGUCAACUGAUGCGAUGGAACGGGGAAAGCCUACUUAUUAUUCCAGGAAUAAUUCUCAGUGGUAAGAAAUUGAUCUUAUAAAAUGUCUACUAUAUUGUUUGUGUUAUUUUAUUUCAAAAACUAAAAAAAAAAAUUGCCUUGGCUCAGAUUGAUUGAACUGAUUGUUUUGGGUUUUUUUAAAUCCAAGAAAAUUGGUUCAACUUUAUUAAGGAGAAGACUGAAGUCCAGAGAAGAGGAAUGAGUAUCCACCACUCAGAACUGACUUGCUUUCUGCUGUCUCCCUGUUUUAGCUGGCUAUUAAUUUUAAAGUCAAGCUGUUCUAAAUAGCAGCCAAGAUAUUACUUGUAAGCUUCUCAACUGAUUUAAAAUGUAAUUUAUUCUAUAAUAAUUUCAAAACAUUGCGUUUUACUUUUCGCUCCAAUAUCUGUGUAACACUUUGUUACUCUAUAAUUUCAUUGCAAUGAUUUCUUGACCCUUGCAAACUCUGUAAGACAAUUACUGUGAAUUCUUAAUAAUAAACAAUGUUAACAAUUUAUAGGCUUGGUGUACUAUACAGAAAGAACUCCAGUGCUCUGCUUUUGUGAUCUUUUUUAAAUAUAAAAGAAACAAAUUAAACAUUUGUGUGCUGUA